Molecule: messenger RNA, 770 nt
Organism: Cyclopterus lumpus (lumpfish)
Lineage: Eukaryota; Metazoa; Chordata; Actinopteri; Perciformes; Cyclopteridae
Product: lactoylglutathione lyase-like
Exons: 6
Coding region: 121-669 (182 amino acids)
Molecular function (GO): lactoylglutathione lyase activity; metal ion binding
Source: RefSeq, a predicted model, not a curated record
UCAAAACUGGACGUCUGACAUCUGAAGCCGGAAUGCGCUGCAGCGUUACGGGAGCCCGAACGUCCCAGCAGCACCUGAAGGCACCGCAGAGAAGGAGAACCUGAAAGUUCACUGAGAGCUAUGGAGGACCGAGGAGGGCUGUCGGACCAAGCCGUGUCUGCUGCCUGCAAGGACGGGGACCCCAUCACCAAGGACUACAUGAUGCAGCAGACGAUGCUGAGGGUCAAAGAUCCCACGAGGUCUCUGGACUUCUACACUCGGAUCCUGGGCAUGACCUUGCUCCAGAAGAUCGACUUCCCCUCGAUGCGCUUCACCCUCUACUUCCUGGGUUACGAGGACAAGUCGGACAUCCCGGCUGACAUCAAAGAGCAGACGGCGUGGACGUUCUCCCGCCGGGCGACCAUCGAGCUGACGCAUAACUGGGGUUCAGAGUCAGAUGAAAGUCUGUCGUACCACAAUGGAAACAACGAACCAAGAGGCUUCGGACAUAUUGGCGUCGCUGUUCCUGAUGUUUACGCCGCCUGCAAAGUGUUUGAAGCUCAAGGAGUGACGUUCAUCAAGAAACCAGAAUCAGGCAAGAUGAAGGACCUGGCCUUCAUUCAGGAUCCUGACGGCUACUGGAUCGAGAUCUUGAGUCCCAACAACAUGGUCUCACUGAUGGCGCCUUGAAGCAGAGACUUUGUGGCUGGAGAAAAGAAGACUUCUUUUGUAAAUGACAAACCUUUAAAACAAAUAAAACAAACACAAACAGGAAGUUCUCCUUUGAAUCU